CAAUUUCCUAAACACCCGAAGAAGAAGAAGCAGAAGAAGAAGAAGAAGAAGAAGAGGAAGAGGAAGAAGCAAAAGCCAAGCAAACGGCGACAGAAGGCAGCUCGCCAGCUCGCCAGGCCGGAGGAACCGCGGCGUGCGUACGCGAGCGGCGUUUGGAUGUUACAGGCCAGCAGCUUGCCAGCCGGUUGACAUGCGCAGGAAGUCCUGACAUGGACACAGAGAUGAUUCCCAAGUUCUCCACAAAGGAUGAAGAAGUAGACUACUGGAAGUCCCAAGCCCUGAAGUAUAAGAAAAGCUGCCACGAUGCCCGGGAGGAGCUGCAGGAGUUUCAGGAGGGCAGCCAAGAGCUGGAGGCAGAGCUGGAGGCGCAGCUCGGCCAGGCCGAACAGCGCCUGCGCGACCUGCAGAGCGAGAAUGAGCGGCUGAAGAACGAGGUGGACAACCUCAAGGAAAAGCUGGAGAAGCAGUACGCUCAGAGCUACGAGCAGAUCUGCGUGCUGGAGGACGACCUGGGCCGGACGCGGAGCAUCAAGGAGCAGCUCCACAAAUCCGUGCGCAAGCUCGAGCAGGCCAACGACGACCUGGAGAGAGCCAAGAGGGCGACCAUCGUGUCCCUGGAGGACUUCGAGGGCCGCUUAAACCAGGCCAUCGAGAGAAACGCCUUCCUGGAGAGCGAGCUGGACGAGAAGGAGUCGCUGCUGGUGUCCGUGCAGCGACUCAAAGAUGAGGCACGAGACCUCCGACAGGAACUGGCGGUGCGGGAGAGGACGACGGACAGGAUGUCGGCGCCCGGCUCGCCGACCUCGGACGCGGACAACGCCGACUCGGCCGUGCCGGCGUCUGUGUCGCUGCCUGCGACGCCGGUGGGACAGAGCGUGACAGAACAUCCCUUUGUCGGCCCGAAAGCGUCGACUAACGGCUGCGGCGGCUCGUCCCUCACGCCUUCGGCCAGAAUGUCGGCUCUCAACAUCGUCCGCGAUCUGCUCAGGAAAGUCGGGGCUUUGGAGUCCAAACUGGCCGCCUGCAGGAGCUUUGCCAAAGACCCGGCGUUGAGAAAAACCCUCCCCGCGGAGAACGGCGCCCUCGUCAACGGCAACGCCACCAAGUUCUCUCACACCCUGCACACCACCUACUUCGACAAAAGCAGCGCCGUAAACGGACUGGAUCCCGGCACGCUGACCUCCAGGACCGUGUCCCCGCCGGGCCUGCUGCCACUCAGCGUGUGACGACGACGACAAUCGGAGGACACGAGACGGUUACGCGUGAGUGUGCGUUUGCACUAGAGACUUGCUGACUACAGGACCUGUCUCAAUUUUUUUUGUUUUUAUUUUUUUUUGGGGGGGGGGGAUUCCAUCACGUGCGCGUAACAUUGCGCUUUAUCUGAAUGCCAAUGUGUGGACCCGUUUUUUUGUUUUUGCGGCGGCGCACCGUCUCCCCUAACGACAAAAGGUCCCGUGGGACCUCGCUACUUCUCCUGUGAUUUGCACAUUUGGACGACUUCCUCCCCUGUUCAGAAUGUAUUCUAUUUCAUGAAAAGGGACGUGUUCUUAUUAACUUAUGUCACCGUAAGCUUUACAGCAAUGCAGUAUUCUCUCACAUGUGGAGGUGUUUUUUUUGGGGGGGGGGGGGGGUUGUCCCCAUCCCCAUCCCCGUCCUCCCCACGUCCACAGUUAUGACUGAAGUGAAUGUUGAUCGUUCCAAACUUCGUAGCCAAAGUGCACGUGUGUGGAGUGCGUCUUUUUAUAAAUGUUAUUUUUGUGUGUGCGCGCGCGUGCGCUUUUUAAGCUAUAACGACAGGCAAAUUUACCUCGGUCAAAGAUCUGUGCAGCUGGCCAUUUCAAUUCCAAACAUGAAAAUUGGCAAUGAAAAAGAAAGACGAGAAAGAAGUAUUGUAUAAAUUUACUUUGCAAAUUGUCCUUAAGUGAGAAUGUAGUUUUUUUUUUUUUUUUUUUUUUUUUUUUGGUUGUUUUUUUUUUUUUUUUUUUUUUUGUGUGUACAAGCACUACAGAAAAUGGUUGUGGAUGUGUGAAACAAAUGUUAAGCAGGUUCGACUCUGCAAAACUAGUCCUGGCUUGACGAUUAGUCGUUAUUAUUUCAAGCCACAAAAUGUCCGCCUGUUACCGACGCGCGCUCCGCCAAGCGUGCGUACGUAGCUCGCCAAGAUGGCCGUUUGGCCACCUUUGUACAUGAGAUCCACCUGAAGGUCCUUCUUAUUUAUUAUUGUUGCCCAGUUUGUACGGCGCGUUUCAACGGUGCGUGGCGGUUGGAGCCUCUGCAGGCUUGAUCUUAACUUCAUUUGAAUAAAUAAAGAUUGACAUGA
This is a messenger RNA of Phyllopteryx taeniolatus (common seadragon), 2320 nucleotides long. RefSeq names its product nudE neurodevelopment protein 1-like 1b (gene ndel1b). The record is from RefSeq and is a predicted model, not a curated record. The coding region runs from base 210 to 1226 and encodes 338 amino acids. The transcript has 9 exons. Gene Ontology annotation, biological process: regulation of neuron projection development; cell migration; chromosome segregation. Gene Ontology annotation, molecular function: microtubule binding. Lineage: Eukaryota; Metazoa; Chordata; Actinopteri; Syngnathiformes; Syngnathidae. Gene Ontology annotation, cellular component: kinesin complex; centrosome; kinetochore.